AUGGCCCUCCACCCCUCCUCUCAACUCGCUUCCGCUCCACUAUCCGGUGUUCUUCUCAACCUCCUUGCGAUGGGAGUCAAAAAUGUGCAAUCAUUCCCUUGGUUGGAACCACCAAAACAACAGGCCAUAGAUUCCGGUCUGCAGCUGCUUCAACGCCUCGGAGCGAUCACCAUUGUUCCCCAAUCCAAUAAAUCACCCUUCGCUUGCAACGGUGUCGCCUUCACAAACGCCAUCCCUAGUCCCAUUAAAUUAACGAAACUUGGUCGUCUGAUGACGGUUUUCCCCCUCGCCCCGCGGUUUGCUAGAGCGUUGUGCUCUGCAGCGCAUCUCAAUUGUCUAAUUGAGGCAAUAAUUGUAGUUAGUAUGCUCUACGUCGCUCCUGUCUUCUACGUGCCGCAGGAGAGCAGGGAGGAAUUCAACGAGAUCGCCAUGCGAUUUCGUCACCCCGAGGGUGACCUUGCUAGUCUGGUUCUCGUCUACAGAGCCUAUAUAAAGGCCGCAGAGACUUCAAGCAACACCGAUGGUGUAGCGUCAGCAGCAACAUCAGUCUCCACGAGGCUUGCCGGACGGAAUCGAUGGUGUCGUGAGAACUUUCUCAACCAUGCACGCAUGCGUACCGCGGUGAAGGUUCGAGCUCAGCUUCGCGAUCUGGUCGCCACUCUUGCCACUAGGCGCGCCGACAACGCAGCCGACAAUACGCGGGAGAGCUUCCCCUAUUACAAACGCCUUGGCGAUACGAACCCCUCGUCUCCUCUGCUCUGCAUCCAUCCCGAUUCGAGCCUAUACCCUCUAGCGGUUGUUGCACGAUGUCCACCACCAGCCGUGCUCUUCCUUGAAGCCGUGGACUCCAGUUUCGUGCCUUUCAGUGAUACUCACCAACGUGUUAUGAUGCGACACGUCUGCAUGAUACCUUCGUCAUGGCUGGGAGAUGAGGAAAAGGAGGCGGAGGAAACAGAAAAGGUAGAUGUCGAACAGUCGAGAGUGCCAACUUUGGCGCAGGAACCAGAUGGGUCUUGCAGUCCUACCAAUGUGCUUAGUCUUUCAGAUGAUGAGAACCGACGUAGACAGUUGAAGCGCUGGUUGAAGAAUAGGCGGAAGAAGGUAGCAAGAGCGAAACGAAGGAAAAUGAAUGGUAUGGAUCAGGAGUUGUGCUAA
Molecule: messenger RNA, 1155 nt
Organism: Echinococcus granulosus
Lineage: Eukaryota; Metazoa; Platyhelminthes; Cestoda; Cyclophyllidea; Taeniidae
Product: Putative ATP-dependent RNA helicase DHX33
Exons: 5
Coding region: 1-1155 (384 amino acids)
Cellular component (GO): intracellular anatomical structure
Molecular function (GO): RNA binding
Source: RefSeq, a predicted model, not a curated record